Molecule: messenger RNA, 786 nt
Organism: Fusarium poae
Lineage: Eukaryota; Fungi; Ascomycota; Sordariomycetes; Hypocreales; Nectriaceae
Exons: 6
Coding region: 1-786 (261 amino acids)
Biological process (GO): mitochondrial respiratory chain complex III assembly
Cellular component (GO): mitochondrial membrane
Source: RefSeq, a predicted model, not a curated record
AUGGCAACUAAGCAGCCGUCUUCAAGGUGGUGGUUUUGGACCAAGGUCAUUAUGGGUGGUGCUGCCGUCGCUGUUGGCGGACCAGCCUUCACCAUGUGGUUGACGCCUACUGAGGAAGAACUUCGAUCGAGAUAUAACCCCGAACUGCGCAAGAAGAGUCUGGAGAACCGCGAAGAGCGACAACAAGAUUUCGAUGACUUUGUGACCCGAUUGAAGGAGUACUCAAAGUCUGACAAGCCGAUCUGGGUCGUUGUGAAGGAGGAAGAGGAGCGAAAGCGAAAGAACGCCGCCGCCGCUGCAAAGGCGUCGAAAGUCGAGACCGAGACUCGACGAGAAGAGAUGAGAAGAGAGGCUGGCCUGGCUCUUGAUGGUUUUAAGCAAAGCACCCCUACCGAGCCUAAGGGCGGAGCGCCCAGAGCCCCUCCUCAUCCUCGGCGAAAUGUUUCGAUCGAGUCCCCCGAUCCCCCGCAAUCGAAUUUCGCCCAUCAUGUCCGACGUCCAAGAACGCCUCAAGAAGCUCGGCCUCGGUGCCCGAACUGGGUAUGUUUGCGCAUAAGGAGGCUUAUACGCCGUCACAGCCGAACAUCGCAGCUAACGGAACGACUUAGUGGAAAGGGUACCCCCCGACGAAAGGUCAAGCGCGCACCUGCCCGCUCCGGUGCCGACGACAAGAAGCUUCAGCUCGCCCUUAAGAAGCUGAACACCCAGCCCAUCCAGGCCAUUGAGGAGGUCAACAUGUUCAAGCAGGACGGAAACGUCAUCCACUUUGCUGCCCCCAAGGGUUAG